AUGUUUAGAACUAUAAUAAAAAAUUCAGUUAGAUCUCAAGUAAGAAGAGGUUAUGCCACUUCUGCUUACAAGCCAACCAAAUCCUUAUAUGCUGGUAUUGGUCUUUCAUUAUUGACUGUUCCUUUGAUCUACGGAACCAUUUCAAACGAAGUGAAAGAAAAACCUAAAAAGAAAGCUGCUAAAAAAGAAUCUGCUUCCGAAGCAAAAGAAGAACCUAAAGAAGCCGUUUCCGAAUCCAAAGAAGAACAAAAAGAAUCACCAAAGGAAUCAGAAACCAGUGAAACCAGUGAAAACGAUAAAGAACCAAGUGCUGAAGAUUAUGAAGGUGCUGCUUAUAACCCAGUCACUGGAGAAAUUAAUUGGGACUGUCCAUGUUUAGGUGGUAUGGCUCAUGGUCCAUGUGGUGAAGAAUUCAAAGAAGCAUUUGCAUGUUUCGUUUAUUCAGAAACCGAACCAAAAGGUAUCGAUUGUAUCAAAAAAUUUGAAAAUAUGAGAACUUGUUUCAGAAGAUACCCUGAACAUUAUAAAGAACAAUUAGAAGAUGAAGAACAAAUGGAAGCUGAAUAUAACAAAGAAAAAGUUGAAAUCGCUGCUGAACCAGUUGAAUCAACUAAACCAGCCGAAACCGUUCCAUCUCCAGUUGAUGACGUUACUGUCGAAACCAAAGCUUAA
Messenger RNA from Yamadazyma jaroonii, 672 nucleotides. The record is from the annotation of a GenBank genome assembly. NCBI's taxonomy places the organism in Eukaryota, Fungi, Ascomycota, Pichiomycetes, Serinales, Debaryomycetaceae.